Messenger RNA from Rhinichthys klamathensis goyatoka, 1290 nucleotides. RefSeq names its product corepressor interacting with RBPJ, CIR1 (gene cirsr). Gene Ontology annotation, molecular function: transcription corepressor activity. Lineage: Eukaryota; Metazoa; Chordata; Actinopteri; Cypriniformes; Leuciscidae. Gene Ontology annotation, cellular component: nucleus. Gene Ontology annotation, biological process: negative regulation of DNA-templated transcription. The record is from RefSeq and is a predicted model, not a curated record. The transcript has 11 exons. Bases 98 to 1255 code for a protein of 385 amino acids.
AUAAAGAAGCGCCGCUGCUGAUGUUUUGACGUUGUUCGGCGGAAAACGCUAACUUCGGUUUUUAAUAACAUUUUGGUCGUUACGCUGGUGUUCAAACAUGGGGAAAUCUUUUGCUAAUUUCAUGUGCAAGAAAGAUUUUCAUCCUGCAUCAAAAUCCAACAUAAAGAAGGUAUGGAUCGCAGAGCAAAAGUUAACCUUCGAGAAGAAGCAGCAGGAGGAUUUGAUGCAGGCUUACCUGAAGGAGCAGGACACGUACAACAACAGACUGCUGAUGGGAGACGAUCGUGUGAAAAAUGGCCUUAACUUUAUGUACGAAGCGCCUCCUGGAGCAUCUAAAGAGGAGGAAAAAGAGGGAGGAGAAUCCGAGUACAAGUUUGAGUGGCAGAAAGUAGCUCCUCGUGAAAAGUAUGCAAAGGAUGACAUGAAUAUUCGAGAUCAGCCUUUUGGCAUUCAGGUGCGUAAUGUGCGCUGCAUUAAGUGUCAUAAAUGGGGUCAUGUGAACACGGAUCGUGAGUGUCCCCUCUUCGGUCUGUCGGGGAUCAAUGCCAGCUCUAUGCCCAGUGAUGAAGCAGCAGGUCCGUCGAUGCACCCCUCCGAGUUAAUGGCAGAGAUGCGAAACAGUGGGUUUGCGCUGAAGAAAUGUGUCCUUGGGAGGGACGCCACCAUGACUGAUCCAGCACAGGAUUUUGUGGCCAGCGAGGAAGAAGACGACCCUGAGGUGGAGUUCCUGAAAUCUCUGUCCACCAAACAGAAACAGAAACUACUCAGAAAACUUGACCGUCUUGAAAAGAAGAAAGAGAAGAAGAAGAAGAGUAAAAAGGAGAAAAAGAAGAGCAAAAAGAAGCAGAAAAAGAAGCCAGCCGAGAGUGAGAGUUCAUCCAGCAGCUCCUCGGACAGCAGCAGCGACAGCAGCAGCGACUCUGAGGACAAAAAGAAGAAGAAGAGGAGGAAGAGGACGAGGGACUCGUCCAGUGAGAGAGGGAGGGAGGACAAAGAGAGAGCACAAGAUAGACACAGGAGCAGGAGUAGAGAGAGGAGGAGAGAGAAAAGCCCUCAGCGAUGGAGAGAUGAGAAGGAGAGAGGUAAGGAGAGGGACAGGAACGCGAGCUGGGAGAAAAGAGACCACGAGAAGGGCAAGAGGGAACGAGAGGGAAACGAUAGAGUUGUCAAAAGGAGGAGUGUCAGUCGGGAACGAGGGAGGGGCUCGGACAAACACGGCAGAAGUGAUAGCAGGGAUGCAGAGAGGAAGAAGUGAGUCGCUGAAAGUCUCACACCAUCUCAUCUCAGAUU